UCAUCUACUUCACUUUCGUGAUCGUUGACUCAGAGUCUGCCUUCAUCUACUUCAUUUCCGUACGUGAUUCCAGACUUCGAGAAUGGCCGGCGAAGGAGAGUGGCCUGCGAUAGGGAUUGAUCUGGGGACCACGUACUCGUGCGUGGCAGUGUGGCAGAAUGAUCGAAUUGAGAUAAUAGUGAACGAUCAGGGCAACAGGACGACGCCGUCUCAUGUUGCCUUCACUGACAAAGAGCGUUUGGUCGGUGAUGCAGCCAAGAACCAGGUGGACAAGAAUCCCACUAACUCUGUCUUUGAUGCAAAGCGGUUGAUUGGUAGGAGAUUUAGUGAUUCCUCAGUUCAAAACGAUAUCAAGCUCUGGCCAUUCAAGGUCAUUGAAGGUCCUAUCGACAAGCCUAUGAUUGUUGUCACUUAUAAGGGUGAAGAGAAGCAUUUUGCUGCCGAGGAAAUCUCAUCAAUGGUCCUCAAAAAGAUGCGUGAGAUUGCUGAGGCAUACCUCGGCACAACUGUGAAGAAUGCUGUAGUCACUGUCCCGGCCUACUUCAAUGAUUCACAGCGUAAGGCCACAAAAGAUGCUGGAGGCAUUGCAGGUCUCAAUGUCAUGAGGAUAAUUAGCGAACCAACGGCUGCAGCCAUUGGUUACGGUCUUGACAAGGUGGGCAGUGGUAAGAGAAAUGUGUUAAUCUUUGAUUUGGGAGGUGGCACGACUGAUGUCUCACUACUUACUAUUGACAAUGGUACUUUUGAAGUAAAGGCUGUUGCUGGAGACACUCAUCUUGGAGGUGAGGACUUUGACAACAAAAUGUUAAAGCAUUGCGUUAAAAUAUUUAAGAGGCAUCACAAUGAGAACAUCAAUGGAAAUGCUAGAGCUGUAAGGAGGUUGAGAACUGCUUGUGAGAGAGCAAAGAGAAUUCUUUCUUCUGCAGUCGAGACUAACAUUGACGUCGAUUCUUUAUAUAAUGGUAUUGAUUUCUCCUUAAGUAUAACUCGUGCUAGAUUUGCGGAACUCAAUAUGGACUUGUUCAGGAAGUCUAUUGAGCUUGUGGAGAAGUGUUUGACUGAUGCUAAGAUGGACAAGAGCGAAGUCCACGAUGUCGUUCUUACUGGUGGUUCUUCCAGAAUUCCCAGGGUGCAAGAACUGUUGCAAGACUUGUUUGAUGGAAAGCAGCUUAACAAGAGCAUCAACCCAGAUGAAGCUGUGGCUUACGGAGCCGCUGUUCAAGCUGCAAAGAUGGCCGGUAUGGGUAAUGAGAAAAUUCAAAACAUUGUUCUCUUGGAUGUCACCCCUCUGUCCCUUGGGGUGAAGGUCCGUCUUGAUGAGAUGUCCGUUGUGAUUCCCAGGAAUACCGCCAUUCCUACAAAGAUGGAUCAUGAUUACACCACUUUUUUUGACAACCAAACUUCUGUUUUGGUCUCAGUUUAUGAGGGUGAGAGAGCAAGAACUGUGGAUAACAACUGGUUGGGAGAAUUUGAGCUUACCCGCAUUCCUGCAGCACCCAAGUGUGUCCCUCAGAUUAAAGUAUGCUUUGAGAUUGAUGCCAAUGGUAUCAUGAAAGUUUCUGCCGUGGAGAAGACCACUGGCAUUAGUUAUGGUAUCACAAUUACAAAUUACAAGGCUUCGCUAUCCACUGAAGAGAUUCAUAGGAUGGUUCUGGACGCAAAGAAAUACGAAGUUGAAGAUGAUGAGCACAUGAAGAAGGCUAAGGCUAAGGAAGCUUUGGAGAACUAUGCGUACAAAAUGAGGAGCACUGUGACUGAUAAGGAGAUUGGUGACAAGGUUGACGCUGCUGGUAAGGAGAAGAUUGAAGCUGCUAUUAAGCACGUGAUUCGCUGGUUAAAUGGUAUCCAGCAUGUGGAGGCAGAUGAGUUUGAGGAAAAGCUAAUUGGACUCGAGUUAAUCUGCAAUCCCAUCAUUGCAAAGAUAUCUAGACGACAAUAAGCGAUUGAGCAGCUCCUCUCAUAAAAAAGAUGACAAUUAUUUUGAUGACGACAACUAGGACACUAGAGUCCGAUAUAGCACCUUAUCAGUGCAAUGGAUGAAAUUAGGAACUAUAUAUUGAGUAUCCCGACUUUAUUUUUCCAGACUUAAUUUUGUGUAUUUUUGUUGCCGGUGUGUGUUUUGAUGUGGCUUUGUUCGGUAGUAGUGGGAAAAUUUGAAAUUUGAUGUGUAAUUGAUGGUUUUGUCAUUGUUGAUGCGAAUGUUAUUGUUUCA
This is a messenger RNA of Alnus glutinosa, 2212 nucleotides long. Its product is annotated as heat shock cognate 70 kDa protein-like. NCBI's taxonomy places the organism in Eukaryota, Viridiplantae, Streptophyta, Magnoliopsida, Fagales, Betulaceae. The record is from RefSeq and is a predicted model, not a curated record. Gene Ontology annotation, molecular function: ATP hydrolysis activity; heat shock protein binding; ATP binding. Gene Ontology annotation, biological process: protein refolding; cellular response to unfolded protein. Gene Ontology annotation, cellular component: cytoplasm. The transcript has 2 exons. The coding region runs from base 83 to 1939 and encodes 618 amino acids.